GGCAUUUCCGAAGCAGAUUUUAGCUAAGUGCGUCAGUUUAAAAAGAGGGCUGUGGCUGCGGACCCGCUUGUUUCUGAAGAAUCGCUGAAGUGGGAAGUUGGUUUGUUUCUCAUGAGGAGCACAGACAUGAAACGAGUGGGCAUCCUUUAUGUUAUCUUGGCGCUGGUUAUUACUCAAUGCGCCGCCAUCAUAAGAGUGCCGCUGUACAAAACCAGAAGUGCACGCCGUCUCAUGAGCGACAAUGGGAAGACUGUUGAAGAACUUCGGGCUCUGGCCCAAAGUGCUGGAGCUCCGGACAGCGCUCUCUCCCCCAACUUACCCGUGGAGAGACUGACCAACUUCAUGGAUGCCCAAUAUUAUGGUGUUAUCACCAUUGGGACCCCUCCGCAGAACUUCACUGUCCUGUUUGACACCGGCUCCUCCAACCUCUGGGUCCCGUCCAUCCACUGCUCUUUCUUUGAUCUGGCCUGUUGGGUUCAUCAUCGGUACAACUCAAAAAAGUCCAGCACAUAUGUUAAGAACGGCACAGAGUUUGCCAUCCGAUACGGCAGAGGCAGCUUGUCUGGCUUCAUCAGUGAGGACACCGUCUCAGUUGCAGGUCUAGCUGUGCCUGGUCAGCAGUUUGGGGAAGCAGUGAAGCAGCCUGGCAUCACCUUUGUUGUUGCGCGGUUCGAUGGGGUCUUGGGGAUGGGGUAUCCCUCAAUAUCAGUAGCUAAUGUCACCCCUGUGUUCGACACAGCCAUGGCUGCCAAGCUGCUGCCCCAGAACAUUUUCUCUGUCUAUAUCAGCAGGGACCCGAAAGCAGCAGUGGGAGGAGAGUUGGUGCUGGGUGGGACUGACCCACAGUACUACACUGGAGACCUACACUAUGUCAACGUGACAAGGAAGGCCUACUGGCAGAUCGGUAUGAACAGUGUUGAUGUGGGAAACCAAUUGACUCUCUGCAAAGCCAGUUGCCAGGCAAUUGUCGACACGGGGACGUCUCUAAUUGUUGGUCCAGCAGCAGAAAUCCGAGCGCUGAACAAAGCUAUCGGAGCUUUGCCUCUGCUGAUGGGAGAGUACUUGAUUGACUGCAAGAAGAUUCCAACUCUUCCUGUUGUCUCACUCAACAUCGGAGGGAAGACGUUUAACUUGACUGGAGAGGAUUAUGUCAUGAAGGAGUCUCAGUUGGGAAUAUCCAUCUGUCUGUCUGGUUUCAUGGGCAUGGAUAUCCCACCACCUGCCGGGCCCCUCUGGAUCCUGGGAGAUGUAUUCAUAGGGAAGUACUACACUGUGUUUGACAGAAGUGCAGACCGAGUCGGGUUUGCAGCCGCCAAGUAGAAAACAUGAGACGUGUUAGGUUUCAGACUUAAAUGUGAUUUAAAAGAAACAAUAAUAUCAGAGUGAGAAAUGCUAGAAUUGAAGUUUAUUCCACACGCGAACCCUUUUCUAAAGACGCCGCAUCAAUGGCAAAGCAGUGUUGAUGUGCAUUGCUUCCUGUCUUGGGGAUGAUUUGUUUUUGUCCUAUUUGUUGGCACCUCCAUGUGAAACUGCUUUAUAUUGUUUAUCUUAAACAUUUCAUAUUUGUCCUGGCAGAUUUCUCCCUACGGAUUUUAUUUGCACUGCUUGAAACCAAAGUUGUUAAAUUUUCAGCUUUAUCUUAUAGUCAAUUCGUUAUUAUUUUUUUCAUAAGAGCUCCUAAUCAAUGGGGCUGGUUUUGUACUCUGGUUAAAGGAAGUUCUGUUCUCCUGUGGGAGCUUGGCAAAGCUGAUUGAAUAAAAACAUAAAAUUUGA
Girardinichthys multiradiatus is the source of this 1773-nucleotide messenger RNA. RefSeq names its product cathepsin D-like. The record is from RefSeq and is a predicted model, not a curated record. The coding region runs from base 112 to 1320 and encodes 402 amino acids. Gene Ontology annotation, biological process: proteolysis. The transcript is spliced from 9 exons. Lineage: Eukaryota; Metazoa; Chordata; Actinopteri; Cyprinodontiformes; Goodeidae. Gene Ontology annotation, molecular function: aspartic-type endopeptidase activity. Gene Ontology annotation, cellular component: lysosome.